Molecule: messenger RNA, 2920 nt
Organism: Equus caballus (horse)
Lineage: Eukaryota; Metazoa; Chordata; Mammalia; Perissodactyla; Equidae
Gene: KIF2C
Product: kinesin family member 2C
Biological process (GO): microtubule-based movement
Molecular function (GO): ATP binding; microtubule binding; microtubule motor activity
Source: RefSeq, a predicted model, not a curated record
GGAAGAAGUUUCUGGGCCCAGUGGAAAAUGUAGGUAGAAUUAGGGUUAGGUAGCAGCUCUCGGGAACUUGUCCCUGCCCAUAAGAUCCUGGAGGGCCCUCCAUUUUGACUAUCACUGGGACGGUUAGAACCUGUUUCCUCCUCUGUAUCAGCCAGCAAGAGGUGCUCUGGGGGCUGUGCCCGGCAGGACCCCACUGCCCAGCAGAACAGUAGGGGAGCCAAGUGGCCUAGAUCUACUGCGAACUUCCUGUUUGCCUGCCUGUCUGCCUUCCUCUUCACCUUGUUCUCAUCACUGACAUCUACCAUUGGCUUGGAAUCAGAAACCAAUAUCCAUCUAGAUGAUUGAUUUUGAUGAUGUGGCCGCAAUAAACCCAGAACUCCUACAGCUUCUUCCCUUACACCCGAAGGACAACCUGCCCCUGCAGGAGAAUGUAACGGUCCAGAAACAAAAACGCAGAUCAGUCAACUCCAAAAUUCCCGCUCCCAGGGAAGGUCUCCGAGGCCGCUCCACUCGCAUGUCCACCGUCCCAGAGGUUCGCAUCACCACUCAGGAGAAUGACAUGGAGGUGGAGCUGCCUGCGCCUGCAAAUUCCCGCAAGCAGUUUUCCAUUCCCACCGGCCCCCCUAGGCCCUCCUGCCCUGCAGUGGCUGAAAUACCAUUGACGCUGGUCAGCGAGGAGGUGGAAGAGCAAGUCCACUCCAUCCGAGGCAGCUCUUCUGCAAACCCUGUGAACUCAGUUCGGAGGAAAUCAUGUAUUGUGAAGGAAAUGGAAAAAAUGAAGAACAAGCGAGAAGAGAAGAGGGCCCAGAACUCUGAAAUGAGAAUAAAGCGAGCUCAGGAGUAUGACAACAGCUUUCCAAACUGGGAAUUUGCCCGGAUGAUUAAAGAAUUUCGGGCUACUUUGGAAUGUCAUCCACUUACAGUGACUGAUCCUAUUGAAGAGCACAGGAUCUGUGUCUGUGUUAGGAAACGCCCACUGAAUAAACAAGAAUUGGCCAAGAAAGAAAUUGAUGUGAUUUCCAUUCCUAGCAAGUGUCUCCUCUUGGUACACGAGCCCAAGUUAAAAGUGGACUUAACAAAGUAUCUGGAGAACCAAGCAUUCUGCUUUGACUUUGCCUUUGAUGAAACAGCUUCGAAUGAAGUUGUCUACAGGUUCACAGCAAGGCCACUGGUACAGACAAUCUUUGAAGGGGGAAAAGCAACCUGUUUUGCAUAUGGCCAGACAGGAAGUGGCAAGACACACACUAUGGGUGGAGACCUCUCGGGGAAAGCCCAGAAUGCAUCCAAAGGGAUCUACGCAAUGGCCUCUCGGGAUGUCUUCCUCCUGAAGAAUCAGCCCCGCUACCGGAACCUGGGCCUGGAAGUCUAUGUGACAUUCUUCGAGAUCUAUAAUGGGAAGCUGUUCGACCUGCUCAACAAGAAGGCCAAGCUGCGUGUGCUGGAGGACGGCAAGCAGCAGGUGCAGGUGGUGGGGCUGCAGGAGCACCUGGUUAACUGUGCCGACGACGUCAUCAAGAUGAUCGACAUAGGCGGUGCCUGCAGGACCUCUGGGCAGACAUUUGCCAACUCCAACUCUUCCCGCUCCCACGCCUGCUUCCAGAUUCUUCUUCGAGCCAAAGGGAGAAUGCAUGGCAAGUUCUCUUUGGUGGAUCUGGCAGGGAACGAGCGAGGCGCAGACACUUCCAGUGCUGACCGGCAGACCCGCAUGGAGGGGGCAGAAAUCAACAAGAGUCUCUUGGCUCUGAAGGAGUGCAUCAGGGCCUUGGGACAGAACAAGGCUCACACCCCGUUCCGCGAGAGCAAGCUGACACAGGUUCUGAGGGACUCUUUUAUCGGGGAGAACUCAAGGACCUGCAUGAUUGCCAUGAUCUCACCGGGCAUAAGCUCCUGUGAAUACACUUUAAACACACUAAGAUAUGCAGACAGGGUCAAGGAGCUGAGUCCCCACAGUGGGCCCAGUGGGGAGCAGCCAACUCAAAUGGAAACAGAAGAGAUGGAAGCCAGCUCCAACGGGGCCCUGAUCACAGGCAAUUUCUCCAAGGAAGAGGAGGAACUGUCUUCCCAGAUGUCCAGCUUUAAUGAAGCCAUGACUCAGAUCAGGGAGCUGGAGGAGAGGGCCGUGGAAGAGCUUAAGGAGAUUAUACAGCAAGGGCCAGGCUGGCUUGAGCUCUCCGAGAUGACCGAGCAGCCGGACUAUGACCUGGAGACCUUUGUGAACAAGGCAGAGUCUGCCCUGGCCCAGCAAGCCAAGCACUUCUCAGCCCUGCAAGAUGUCGUCAAGGCCUUGCGCCUGGCCAUGCAGCUGGAAGAGCAGGCCAGCAAACAAAUAAGCAGCAAGAAACGGCCCCAGUGACGACUGCAAAUAAAGAUGUUUGUUCUCACACCCAGCCUUUCCCCAUCCCCUUCCCUCCCCAACGAACUUUGGGCACCUGGUGGGUGUAGUCAGGGUCUGAGCUGGGACAGACUUUGGCAAAUGCCAAGUAUGAGGGCAUCUGGGCCCAGGGGAGGGGUCAGAAUGACAUGGGACACUACUUCCUCUUCCUCAGUUAUAGCCCUGAAGGGAGCAAGGAGAGGAGGGGGGAGCUUAACUCCUGUGUGUCACCCUUCUUUCCAAGAGGGGAAGGCCCUCUGGUGUAGAGUUUCCCCUGGGCGGCGUUUGCCCGUGUGGACUGGCUGCUGGCACAGGGCUCCCUGGGGCUGUCCUGGCUCUGGGCAGAGAGAGGGCGCCUUUAGUCCAGCUCUCAGCUGGCUCUGGCCUGCCUUUCACUCCCUUGGUCUGGGCGCUAAUGUGUCUUGUACUUUAAAAAAAGUUUUUGGCACCUCUUCUUCCUUGCUAUUUUUUGAGGCCCAAGAGGAGCCCUGCUGUUUUCUGUUUUAUGUGUUUAUAUAUUGUCUCACAAUAAAGAAAGAGGAAAAAAAA